UUUUUGGCAAUGCGUUCGAAUUCGACAGGAAGGAGACAUUGGAGGUCAACAGAGGAGUUUUAUAGGACCUCUAUGACUAAGGUGAGGAAGAACAGAAGCCCUCUUGUUAGGAAUAUUAAAUAAGAUAACUCAUAAUGAGUGUUUUAUACAUGUUAAGGAACAGAGAUAUACUGACUUAAAUGAUGCUCUUAAGCAAUUGAAUAGGAAUAAAUUGGCUAUGAAACGUAUCGAAAGUAAGAUAGAAGCUAGACAAAGUACGACUAGAUCUAGUUGAAAUUUCUCAAAGACACAAACUUUUAGAGAAAUGCCUAAAAUAAAGCUGAAACCUCUCUCGAAAAGAUCAGAGAUCAGAAGGGCACAAUAAAAAUGGAAGCAUCUGAAUUAAAGAGUGGGAUUGCGAGAUAUCUCUUGGCUCAUAUUUCCAAAAAUAUUAGUUCAAAGUUAGCCUCUUCACCCUUUGCUAAAGUUAUCAAACUCCCACAAAUGCUUGGGCAUAGUGAACACGACAUGAAAGCAGUGUUUAAUGUUAGUGGAGUGAAUUGUUUUUGGAAGCAAAAUACAAUCGAUUCUUGGGCCCCACAAUCUAGAGAGUACUCCACAUGAACUUUUGUUGAUGGGAGCCUAGUCCAGUUUGGAGGGCUGAGCACAAAGAUGAUGAACGAUGUCAAUAUUUUCGAUCUAAGAACAUUUAAAUGGACCCAUAUAUCAUUUGAAAAAGAGGAAUAUGUCCCAGAACCAAGAUAUGGGCAUUCUGCUAUUUGUUACGGGUCACUUGUAGUGAUUUAUGGAGGAUAUAGAAGAUUCUUAAAAUCUUUAAAACUUCGAGAUACCCAUGGCGACAUCUCAUAUUUUUGUACAGAUACAUUAAAAUGGGAUAAGCCUAUCUGAAAAGGUAAGACUAUCUUUAGAAGGCAUCAUACUGCAGCUCUGAUGGGCCAUUUGAUGGUUGUUCAAGGUGGAAUCAAUGAAAAAGCUGAAGAAAUAGAUCUACCCUAUACAUUUAAUUUUAUAACUUCACAAUGGAAGGAGUUGGAAUCAAUAGGGGAAACACCAGGAAAAAUAUCUCACCAUGCUUGCUGAUCUAUUAGCACUAAAAUAAAUAAAAGAAAAAGAUCAACGAGGUCAGUGCUCUUAUUUCCAAAUAAAGUCAUUGAUAAAGAACCUUUUAACAAUCAAGUGUAUUACUUCGGAGGAAGAAAUUCUGACUCAACAGUGACUGUUCUCAAGCCUCAUUUCAAACAUAAUUUUGAAUGGGUAAAACUCUCUAUUUCAGGGCAAAGCCCUGAAACGAGAUAUUCCCAUUCCAUGGAGUAUUUUGAAUGGAUCAAGUCCAUAGUCAUUUUUGGAGGUAGAGUAGACUCCAAUAGGGAAAAUAAAAUUACUAAGUCCAAACUUCUUAACGACUUAUGGAUGCUAAACAUUGUCAAGAAUCAAUGGGUAAAGGUCACUGGACAAGGCUCUCCUCCAAAAACAAUGUAUGCACAUAACUCAGCUGUAUAUGGAAGUCAGUUGAUAAUCUUUGGAGGGAUCACUGACCAUAAGACUCAAAGGUGUUCAAUGGAAUUACAGCUGAACGAAACCACUUUAAAUAUUUGUGAGCUCCAUCAGCAAAGAGCUAAUUUGUUAAAAAGGCAGCGGGAUGUAAUAAUUCUAUUAAAGAACAAAAAGAAAAGGAAGAAGCUAGAUAUAAAAGCCAUCCUAGGUAUGCCUGGUAUGCAAGUUAGAGAUAAUUCAUCUUCAAGAUCUCAAGAAGAAGCAAAAGAAGGCUUCAUUUCGAUGCAGAAAACCCUGCAUGCUAAGCAGGAGAAGGCUCUUAAUGACUCAUGAGGUUCUUCUCCCAGAAGAUCAAGCGUCAUGGAUAAGAUUGACAGGGUUGAGCAGAUGAUAUUUAACCAUGACUUUGAAUAAGCUUUCAAUUUA
Messenger RNA from Moneuplotes crassus, 1920 nucleotides. The record is from the annotation of a GenBank genome assembly. Lineage: Eukaryota; Ciliophora; Spirotrichea; Euplotida; Euplotidae.